ACCACAGACCGGAGGAGAGAAGGAGGAACCAGGAGCAGUAGUAAUGGCGAAGAGGACGCGAGGAGGCGCAUCGGUCGAUCAGCGAGACUCCCAUUAUUCUCACGGACUGAGUGAACCCACGCACGCAAGCUCUCGUGCACAGGAAUCAUUAAGGGCGUCUGCUGCUGUGAACCGUGGAUUAACGUUAACUGUACAUGACGAGGGGUCGAUCAUGUCACUGCCGGAGGAGGACCUGACGUGCCCCGUGUGCUGCGACAUCUUCACGGACCCGGUCCUGCUGUCAUGCAGCCACAGCUUCUGCAGGAUCUGUCUGAAGCGCUGCUGGGACACGUGUUUACGCGAGUGUCCGGUGUGCAGGAAAAGAGCCACCAAGUCCAAUCCCCCCACCAACCUGGCUCUGAAAAACGUCUGUGAGGCUCUGCUGCAGGUCAGGAGCCAUGCGUCCGUGGCACUGGAGGAUAAGACGAACUGUACCCUGCACGGGGAGAGGUUGAAACUGUUCUGUCUGGUCGACCAGCAGGCAAUCUGUGUUGUGUGUCAGUCGUCUAAACUUCACAAGACCCACGACUGCUCGCCAAUAGAAGAGGCCGUGCUGGAUUGUAAGGAUGAACUUGCUUUAACCCUCAAACUCUUGCAAGAGAAAAUGGACAGCCUCAUAGAAAUUCAGCGGACCUCCACGGAUAUGUCAAAGUACAUCAAGAAUCAGGCGCUAGAAACGCAGAGACUGAUCAGGAGCCAUUUUGAGCAGCUGCGUCAGGAGCUCUGUCAGGAGGAGUCGGCCAGAUUAGCAGCUGUGAAGCAAGAAGAAGAGGAGAAGAUCACGGGGAUGAAGGAUAAGAUCAAGGAACUGUCCGCAGAAGUGCUGUCCCUCACAGAGACCAUCUCCGUCAUACAGGAGCAGCUGCAAGAAGAGGAUAUGGUUCUGCUGAAGAAUUUUAAAGCCACCCAGGACAGAAGCAAAAGCAUUGAGCUUGGUUCAGACAACAUGUCUGGAUUACUGAUUGACGUGACCAAUCAUCUCUGCAACCUCAAGUACAGAGUGUGGGAGAAAAUGCUGGACCACAUUGAUUACACUCCAGUGACUUUGGACCCAAACACAGCGCACCCCUGCCUCAUCCUGUCUGACAGCCUCACUUCCCUCCACUACGUAAAGCAGUCCUGCUGUUGCCCUGACAACCCAGAGCGCUUCCACAUUAGCGCUGAAGUGGUAGCCAUGACUCCGCUUGGUUCAGGAAGUCACCACUGGGUUGUGGAGACAGGAAGUAAUCAGGACUGGCUUCUGGGCGUGGCUUCUCUGUCUGUGCCCAGGAACACUGAGGUCUCCGCUCGGCCCGAAAAUGGCUUCUGGACUUUGUGCUUCCGGGACGGAGAGUUCAGGGCGAUGACAUCCCCGCCCACCCCGCUGACACUCUCAAGGACGCCAAAACAAAUCAAAGUGCAACUGGAUUACAACAAAGGGACAGUGUCUUUUCUUGACCCUGCUGACAACACAGUCAUUUGUGUAUUUACCCACACGUUCACCAAAACUUUACUUCCAUAUUUUUACACACAGAGCAGUCAUCCACUUAAAAUAAUGCCAGAGAAGGUACUUGUCACAAUGUUGCGUCAAUAACUGACUGAAUGAAUAACUUGUUGUGUAAAAAACACCACCUGAGGCCAGAGAUGAAAUGGUUUGGUUGUCAUGGUAAUGUCUUUCACGGACGACAAGGAAAAUAUUCUUUAUCUGAAUCAUUUUGCUGCUUCCAAAGCUUUGGCUCUAGUCAGCUCAGUUUGACAUUUUGGGAAAGAGCUAGCCAGGCUCUUUUCAAGGGUCCGCCCUACAUCACCUCUGAAACGCCCUCAUUAACACAUUAUAUUUAGUUUUUUAAAUAACACAAAGCACUUUUUAAUAGCAGAUUUCCAAAGUUAUGUGCAUACAUAAAAACAGAGUAUCGCAAAAAGACAUGAAAAAGUGACAGUUACGGAAAAGAAAAGAAUAAAAGGGAAAAUUAUAGAUAUGUAUGUAACAAUAAUAAAAUAAAGAACAAGGGUACAAAAACUGAAGUGCACAAUCCACUGUUCAGCAGGGGUAAGUGGCUGGGGCAUGUAACUUCCCUGAAUCUCCAAUGCCUUGCAACCUGCCCUGCAGACAACCCUCCUGUAACAUGAAAAACUGCUUUAAAAGUGGUGUGCGGGGUAUUUUCUUACCUUCGGAGAGAUCUGUGUUCGCCCAGUUUCCAGUCUUCAUGCUAAGCUAACAUAAACUUCCCCUAUGCACUGUAGCUAUGAGGGUGAUGUAUUAAUAUUUUGCAUAUUCCAUAUUAAGUUGGACUGGGAUAGAGGAGAGUUUUCUAACCUCUCCAGCAUCAUGCACCUUAAGAAAUGGAAUCAUAUCAUGCAUGAAACACACAUGCAAACUUGUUUCACUAUUCCAGUGAGGGACACUCAUUGACAUAACCCCUAACCAUCACAAAUACAUGCCUUACAAAAGUCUAACUUUCACACUUACCCUAAAACUCAAGUCUUAACCCUCAAAAACCUGUCCCUACACACAUGUGGGGACCUCAACCUUCAGAGUCCCCAUGGAUCAGUGUGCAUUCCUGGUUCGAGUCCCCACCAGGAUAUAAAAACUAACAACCACACACGCACAUACCUCAUUUGUGUAGUUGCAUGUUUGGUUUUCCAGUUAAAUUCCAGCUUCAUGAGGUGUCAUUCACUUCAAGUGAAGUAACAUUUCACUGGUGAAAAGGUGUUUUAUUCUGGAGGGAUUUAAUAUGGUAUGAGUUUAUUAGUCUACUUGUACACAUGGUGGCGCCAAAGCCAAGCAAGUAUUUUUGAAGGAUUUCCAUACAGUUGAGACAGCAGCUUUGAAACCAGCAAACUUAUUGUAAUAAGAGAAAAUUAUUUUAAAGAACAAAAUCAUUAAAUAUUAAACAUGAAAUAAAAAAAUGAUUCCCUCUUGUUUCAUCAUAA
Molecule: messenger RNA, 2952 nt
Organism: Hippoglossus stenolepis (Pacific halibut)
Lineage: Eukaryota; Metazoa; Chordata; Actinopteri; Pleuronectiformes; Pleuronectidae
Product: E3 ubiquitin-protein ligase TRIM39
Exons: 7
Coding region: 44-1612 (522 amino acids)
Biological process (GO): protein ubiquitination
Molecular function (GO): zinc ion binding; ubiquitin-protein transferase activity; protein binding
Source: RefSeq, a predicted model, not a curated record